CCACUCCCUGAUCCAGUGCAGUAUCUCUGGGUUUUCUAGUGAUAUCAGCUGCAUGAUAGAUCUGAUUUCAUUGUCUGGGGUAUUUUUCAUUCUGAAGAAACUGGGGUGGGUGAGUUAACUCUUCUGCGUCUGUUAAGCAAACCUAUGAUCUGUCGAGAUUUUUUUUUUUUUUUAGAGCUUAAUACAUUUUAUAUUGGAUUUUAUUUAUUUUACAUUUAUCAUAAACUUUAUGGAAGCAGGAAGCCUCCCCCUACACCCAGCCACACACAUUCUUCACUGCCCUGCUGUAUACAUCACUCACAGCUACCCACACACACCCCACACAGCUUAAUCACAAGUGUCGCUAUUUUGGGCCCAGAUCCCUGUGUCCCUCUUUUCUGUCCUAAUGUCUCUCUUUUAUUGAGGGCCAUAUUGUUGGGUCUGAGUGUGUGAAUCACAUAACUCCACAACCAUAAUACUCACGGUAGUCUUUAAACUACAAUAUAUGUGUUUAGGAAUCAGUCUGUGUAAAUACAUUAUUGUUCUAAAUUUACACUUUAGCUGCAUACAUUAUUAGUAAGUCACCUACAAUUUCUCAGAAUUCAUUGGCUCCUGGUCACACCCCUAAAAUGAAAGUGUCCCUCUUUGCACAUUUGAAAUGUAUGCAGCGCUUCAACACUUACAGCCACCCUAUACCUAAACCUACACACAGGGUUUUGCACUAAACUUUGAAUUCCUGACAAUUCUAAGUUAAGGCCAAAACAACAGAACUGGAAAAAUUCUCCAAGCUAGAUUUGCAUCCAGUUUCUCUUCUUUGGCCUUAAAUUUGCAAUUCACUUUGAAUUUUCUGACAAGUUUCAAUCUAGUGAAUAACACUGCAUACAGAGGGUUAGGGCCUAGCCGCUGAUCAGACUGGUGGCACUAAACAAGCAGAAACCCGCUAAAAAGCGACAUAUUGCUUACAAAUCACACCAAAAUUACUAAAUUAGUGCAGCAGAGCAUUGGUGAUAUCCAACACUCAACCUGGUGGAGUUUCUUGCUCAGAGAAGCAUUCUGAAUCCAACUCCGAAUUGCGGCAUACCAGCAGAAGCAAGCACGGGGUGAGCAGUCCUGCAGGAAUACACUGAAGCGCUUGGGACCCCAAUUUCCUCCCCUGCCGGUGAGGAAUAUCCCGGCACAAACAAUCAACAUACAGGCUCUACUGUAAGGUAACAAGGGGAGCUAGGGAACUCACCUGAUCCUGUUACAUCGCACUAUACCGCGGGCAGAGCCAAGAUGGUGAUGAUGGUGCUGACCACAAUGACACAAGGCCUGCUGGAUAGUUUCGAACAGCAGCUGGAUGUGAUCUUCAGCGACAUUUGCACCAGAACACCCACAGACCAAAGCAGCCGAGGAAGAAGGCGACACACCUGAAAACCACAUCCAGUCCCGAAGUGCCCAAUGCUCACUACUGCCUUCCGAGGCCUAGAGCCUGAAGGGGGCCAACCCUGGUGCAUGACCCACAUCCUUGACAGAAGCAACCAUGAGCUCAAGUGGCGAAAGCAUCUCAUCAAGACUAUGCUCAUGGUGGCAUGGGAAACCGGAGCAGUAGGGUCCGCACAGAGGCUCUUGAGACCGCCUGGGGCUGGCAGAGCGGCCUAGCAUGGACUUUCUGGGAAUUGUCUCCAUACCUGACUCAAAUAGUCAGCAAACGUAUCUGGUUAAAGCCAGCCAGAGGGGUGCCAUACACAAGCUGCAUACUUGGCGAAGUAAAGCAACAUGCCACCUUACUUCACGAUGAAGUAUCACCCUGGGUCCUAGCAACCAUUGACUUUAAAGUUUAUGUUGAUGCCUGUUUUCUUUUUUUUACCUUACCAUCCUUAUCUUGAAGUAGCUCGUUGUACAGUGACGCUAGCGUGUUAUUCAUAAUUUUCAACUCUCCUAAUGUGCUACUUCUCUGCAUUCUUAUCAUACUUAAGCAUGUUCCUUACACUCGACUAAUAGAAGUAACCAGUAUGUCCAGUCAGCAAAACGCCACUAUACUUAGUUCUAAUUUAUAGCUGGAUAUGUAUAAUUCAACCUGUUUAUGGCAUAUUAGUAAUAUAAAAAUGUGCUUAGAUAUUGAAUGCCUUCCACUAUACGAAUGUACCUCUUUUGUCUUACCAGUGCUGUUGGGGCAUAGUAAGAUUGUAUGUUAUUCAUAUGCACGCAUAAAAUAACACUGCAUGCAACCUCACACUCUGUCUUUUAAAAGGAACAUUCCGAGCACCAAUAUCCCUACAGAACCCUUACCUGGGUUCUGCCUGGUGCCCACUCCUGCCAAUGAACCAGGCCUGGCUGUGCAGGGCUCAUUACGGUUUCAGCCAGUGAGCUGGCCCUGCAGGAGAGGCACCUGUAGGCUCCCAGCAUGACCCAGUUGUCAGACCAUUCUUUAUUUAAUUUUUAUUGCAAGGUCAUUGAAGUACAAAAAUGCAGAGACAUGCCAUCACAGUAAUACAAAAGUUACAAUGUCACAUAACAUAAACAUAUCUUAAAAGAUAAAAUCAGACAAUCAUUACAUGCAUGUUGACAUAUGACGAGUUCCCUUGUCAGUGCAUCCUAGUUGCAGCUAGAUAUCACCCAGGUGCUAAACCCCAGGAUUAAAGCUAACCUCAUUUUGAAUUUCUCAAACAUAGGUAGAUGGGGGAAACUAAAAUACCUUAAAAAGCUAAACAAAAAACCUUGAUUAAUGGUAAGUGAUGCUACGUACAGCGUUUAUAAGUCUUCGACGUGAGAGGUGUAACUGUUGUCAAUAAUUGGUAAGAGCUGGACAGUGCCAGAAAAUGACUUAAUAUGCCCAUGUCCUGGCAGCAAUGCCAGUAAGUCGACUGGGCAUCAGGGUAAAUGCGAGCUGAGAGAUCAGGUACUACUGCAUCUAUAAUUUGUAGGCCGCCUCUACAUGGUCCAAGCAAUGAAUGGCUUCCUUCACUUUUGCCAUUGCAUCAUGCCAUCUGCUCGUUUCCACUCUACAAUUAAUUUUCCUUUUUCCACUAUUUGUCAGACCAUUCUUAAAUGUUUUGACUACUAGGCAGAAGGAGACCCCCAAGUGAGUGCAUAAAGUUUAUUUGUGGUUUAAAUUUUAUGCAAUACAGUCUGAUAAGUUUAAUAAUUGUAUACUAAAUUUUCCUUUGGUGUUUCUACUAAUCUAUAAUAGAUACUACUAAUCUAUGAUCUUUGCCAAUCUACUAAUCUAUGAUUCUGGGAAGGGUGCUUGGAUAACGAAAAAUAUCCUGGGAGUGUAUCAGCACAUACUUUAUAAAACUCCUGCAAAUGAUGUCCCUCUAUAUUUUUAUUUCUUUGUCAUUUGUAUAUAGUUUGUUUACCUUUUUGCAUUGUGCGUUUUGUAAGAACAGCUUAAGAAAAACUCUCAGUGAAAUGAAAACCUGCCUGUGUGUGUGUGUGUGUAUAUAUAUAUACUUUUAUUUUAUUUAUAUUUUUUUUUUGGUGCUGAUAUAUACACAUUUGUUUUUUUUUUUUUUUUUUUCACAGAAAUGUUACAAAGCACUUUUUUGUGUCAAAAACCUGAAAUACAUAUUUCCAUUCCCAAGAGCCGAGCACACAGUUUAGUGGAUUUGUGCUUACACUGGUGCAGCCACUAGCUAUAUCAAACAAGGAGAAAUGCACUCUUGGGAAUUUUCAAAUCAAAUUUUCGCUGUUUUAGGAACUCCAAAUGCAGGAAACUGAAACACUGAUAAGCUUUUGGAGUUCAUAAAACAGUAAAAAUUUGAUUUAUGCACUUCACCUUAUUUAAUUAAAAGGACACUCCAGGUACCAAAAAAAUUCAUCUAAAUUAAGUUAUUAUGGUGCCAGGAGGCCCCCAGAAACACUAUAACCACAAGGGGUUAAUUUGUUCUCGACUGGUUUAACCCCUAAGUUGCCUCCAAUGGCCAAGUCCACUAUUGGGAAGACUGCCACUACAGGUAGACUUUUUUUUGUUUUGUUUUUUUGGUCAAUCUUUCUUUUAUUGAGGCAUAGAGUUGCAUGGGAACAGAAGAAAGAAGGGGAGACCGUUAAGAUACAUUCCAAACGGGGGUAUAACAAUACAGUUGAUAUCAUCUCCGUGAAGCGUCUGCCUCUUUUAUUUAUUUAUUUAUUUAUUUAUUUAUUUAUUUUAAGAAUAAGUAGAUUAACACAUCCAUAACUGUAAGGUACAAUUGUCAAAAAGCUGCUUUGGUAACAGUAUAGGUAGUGUGGGUACAAUAUGCUAGAUAAUUAAACAGGCUAGUGUGGUUAGAUUAGUUAGUAGUAGUAGUGUGUGUGUGUAUAUAUAAUGUACAUAGACUGCUAUCCAAGACGUGCUAUAUUCUUGUGUUCAAGCCACUGAUUACAAACAUGACUUUUCGUGAGACUAUACAGGCUAGUGACAUCAGACUGAAAAUUGCUAGGCAGACGUGUCUGUGAGUAAACAGGUAGUUAUACAAUGAAUCUUGCAUGCAUUGAGGACAUUAUACCACUGGGUUCUGGGCCUAGGAAUAGUAAACUGCGCAACUGAUUAAGUCAAAAUUAUAAGCAACUAAAUAAACAAAGCUUAGCUAGUACUUCCUCAACAAUAAAUCGGGAGUCUCUUAUCAGGCAUGUCCCUUCGCUCAGUGUCUUCAGUGAGUUACCAGGAGCUCUGGGUGUGGUUUUGGGUGCCCGGUCAUCCGAUCCCCAGUAGCGGCAGAGGUGAUACAAGUGUAGGGGGAUCCCAACGAUUAUCUACCGCAGUGCCGUUUCAUGGCUCUCUUCCAGAUCCGAGUCUGCAGAUAGGUAAGUAUCGCUAGUCCAUUGUCCCUGGUGUUCAUGUGGAUCAAGUCCGUCCCCUGCCUUAGGUUUGUGGUGGGUCGUGGGUGGCUGCGGUCAUGGCGGGUGAUCUUCCGCUUGCGUGGCUGUUGCAGGGAGGCAGUGCCUCCUAGGUGUUUUCAGCCCGGAAGGGUGAGCAGCUUUGGGGUUAGUUGGCUGUUUGCAGUGAGUGUCGAGUUCAACCGAUGGACAAAAGGUUCAGGAGAUUGUCCUCCAGCCCCAGGCUGUUGUGAUAGCCGACACCCUCUGCCCAAGAACUCUGUACCUACGUGCGGCCCAGUCCUGGCCCCCCAAGGGGCAGUUGGAAAAUCGCGGUGACAUCCGCCGCCUGCAGCGUGCGUUCCUCCCCCCGUGUGGUCGAUGUCUCGAGGCCAUGCCUCUAUUGGCUAUCAGACCGCCGGGCAGCCAUUGGUGCGAUGAGGCGUUAUGGUAAGUAUAUUGCCCAGAGGGCUAUCUCCUGCCUCCCGUUCCGUACUGUGGUUGGGUUGGUCGGCAGUGGCACGGAUCUGUAGUUUGUCCCAAAAUGCCUGGAAAAAUGCGUCCAGUCUGGAUUCAAGAGUGUAUGGGAUUGGCCCUCGUGCCUGUGCGGGAGUUUGUGGUGCUUGUGGUAGGGCCUCCGCCAUUUUGUGAGGUCGGAGUACCUUGAGGCGUCUAUGUCCAGUCAGUUGGGGUAAUGGCUGGUGCCUCAGUCCGUUCUCCCAGUGGGGACCGGGAUAACCCCCACUGGUCCGGGGGGGGGGGUGUUAGGAGACCAGUGGAGUCGCUUGGUACGUCUGGUGUCAGGGUGAGCGGCCGUCUCUCCCCGGCUCCAACUUUAGUAGGCUGCACUCGGCUUUUCGUCCUCCCAGCCCUGACGGGUUUCAGAGGGGUGUCUUUCGGUUCCAUGGCGCACUCCCAACAUGGGUAGCGCAACCCUGUGAGUCUGUGGGCUAUGUAGCCGCUGAUUUUACUCCGAAUUCAGCCCGUCAGGCGAGAGCUCGUGUUGCCCACGUCUUUACUGCUUGGCGGUCAGGCUCCGCCUCCCACUACAGGUAGACUUAACCACCCAAUGUAAACACUGCCAAAAAACAGCAGUUUUACAUUGCAGUAUUAAUACUAAAAAAAACACUUCAUUAAGAUGAAGUGGCCUGGGUGACUUUAUUGGUACUUUAAGUACAAAAUAAACAACAUUGCUGUGUCCUUAAGGACUAUAAGCCUCCAAGCACUAUAACCACAUUAAUGAGAUGAAGUGGAUGUAGUGCAUUUUUAAAAAAAAAUAUUCACAUAAUCUAGGCAAGGCAUAGACUCUCCUACCCCCAUAUAGGAAGAGGUAUGAGUAGCAGUUCAUUCCUUAUGAAGAUCUCCAAACCUAUUGGACCAUUCUAUAAAACUAUUUUCCAUUCUUAUAGCAGACUGAAAUAUAUUCUUAUCGAGUGUCAGAGUAUUGAAACAUAAAUGUAACUUAAAAAAAAAAAAAAAAAAAUUAAUAUCGGGGUAACUUCUCCAUGCCCAUUAUAUAGGCUCCACUCUUUCCAAUAAAAGUAGUCUGGUCAUUAUGGGAAAUGCAGUCCACAAACCUGAAGUAAAAUGUGGGCAAAUACUGAUGCUUAACAGUAAUCCUGUUUCGGGUCUGUGGACCAUACUUCCCAUUAGGCUCAUCCACCAGGAGGGCAGGAUGAGUAUUGUGGAAAUGUAGUCCACACUUGUCACUGCAGCUGUUAUUAGACCAUGUUUUCCAUACAUUUUUCAAUUCUUGCUAAUUGCAUCAGCAAUUUUUUUUUUUUUUUUUUAAAGGUGUUUUAUUUAUUUUUUGCAAAUGCACCUUGAUUAUUUCUAGACUUCAGAAAUGUCAAGUCUCUCAAAUUUGCUAAUUUUUGUUUGUUGUCCUCUUUCAGAGCGAACCCUAUGGUUAUGGCGCAGAAUCUGACCUUGAGACAUCAGGAGUGCAAACAAUAUAAAACUGUGCUAGUGGGGAGCUCUGGUGUGGGAAAGACGAGUAUGGUUUAUCGACUUAUGAUAGACGCACCUCAUGAAGUUUCUUCUGCCACUGGAUGUAAGUUGUCUAUCCGAAAAGUUAAAUAAUCCUGUCACAUUUGGAUAAUAUUAAGUUACUUAUGGGUACACACAGAAUGAAUGCAGUGUGUGUAAUGUCACUUAAUUGUAUCAGUAAUAUUUCAUUAAAAGGUGACUUUACUUGAGAACUAUUAUCCAAUAUUUUAUACGAAGACACAAGAUAUCUAAGCAGACUUGCUUCCUAUAAAACCACAUUGUGUCACUUGUUCCAUCCCCCUCCCUUCCAAUUUUAAACCACUUUACUCUAAGAAAGUAAUUUCCAUGCUUGGUAUUUGGGAAGAAGGGGGAGGUGGAGGGCGGCAAACUUAAUUUAAAUUUAUUUAUUUAAAAAAAAAAAAAAUUUAAUAUCAACUUUAGAUAAAUGUUUGCUGCUUAUAGACAGGUUUUCUUAGUUCACUCUUGAUUUCACCAUCUGUCACCACUGAUACCGACCACCACGUAAUGUAUACAGGUUUACAAACGGUCUGUACAUUAAGAAAAAAUGUCAUUUUCCUAUUCAUUGCCUUCCUAUUCACAACUCCACCUGGGCACUAUAAAACAUUUACUCAAUCCAUCCGUACUUCACCUGCAAUCAACUAAGCAAGUUGCCCUUAGUAUUUCUGUACACCUGUUUUGCUAAAUUAACCAGGAAUUUAUUGAAAACUGCAUACUCCAUGUUGGCGUUAUUUAAAUAUACUAAAAUUCAGCAUUUAAAUGUUAAGUAACAUGGAAACUGCUGGCAGUUGUUCAAGACAGCCAUUUGAGUGCUUCCCAACUUGACACUAAAUGAUGGCAUUAAGCAUGUAAAUAAACCAAUGUGUUUUGUAGCAGAGUAUUGUCACUUGACGCUCAAAAUAUCUACCUUGCAUGAUGUGUACUCCAAUGCACAUAUCCCACAAUCCAUUUUAGCUGGUGCAUGUGGCCUAUAUCUGAUGCAUAUUGUGAGGUUUUGAGAUUAGUACACAUUUUCUAGUCUCUUAUGCUGUCAGGACAGUUGAAAUAAGCUAUCUUAAAAUGGCAGAGUGUGUGUGUGUGUGUGUGUGUAUGUAUGUAUAUAUGUAUAUGUGUGUGUGUGUGUGUGUGUGUGUGUGUAUAUAAUUUAUAUUUAUUUAUUCUCACAUCCUUACAUAUAUUGGCACUCCACACAGUGCCUACAAGGAUAAAAUGUUUACCAAUACUUUUUUUUUUUGUGUGUGUUUUGGAGCCAUUUAAACUGUUUGUUUUAAAAUGUUGGAAAUUAGAGAAAGAAAACAUUGACUUUUAGUGAAUUAAAACAGACCUGCAAUGAACGAUGACUUGGAAAAUGUUCUUCCACUUUGCCAUACUCACAGCCUUGCUAUUUUAACCUCAGUUGAACAAUUUUUUUUUUUUUUUUCCCGCUGCAUUUUAUUGUUUAGUACACACACACCCAAAUUGUUUAUACUCUUCUAUCAAAUGGAGAAUGCAGAAACGUAACUCCUUGGUGAAUAAACCCUGUAAAACCUGAAAUAAAAGGCCUUGUGUGUUCUCUGCGAGGCUUCAUUUUGUAUUUAAAUGAUGUAUUUGGAUAAUUCAAACCUAAUUAUACAACAGAACUUCUGUCCUGAGCAACUAUAUAUACUGUAGGUAGCCUAACGGCUAACAACCCGGUAAUAUCAAGAAAUAUCUGUAACAAUGAGUUUUAUGAUUGUGAUUUCUAUAAAGGUCUUAAACACAGUUGUGUAAUGUAAAAGUAGUGAAUUGUAUUGCUUUUCAGUGUUCUGACAAUAAGGCAUGGAUUAAAAUGUAUUUAACACUUAUUUACUUGGUGUAACUGAUAGAAUUUAACGAUCUCUGGCCACUAUUUUGCUAUAGGCCAAGUGUAUCAGCAAGUAUAAAUGAUGAUGACCGAUUUAUACAGAUAAGAAUUCCUAAUUUCUGUAGAAUGCUCAACACUCCCAUCUUGUGGUAGAAAACUACAAUGCCUCUAAAACAAUCCCUUUUUUAUAUUGCUAUAAAUAUUUGUCAAUCCAUCAUAGAAAGAUGUUGCACACAGACCGGGGUGCCAUUGCACCGUCAGUAAUGGAUCAGCUGUGGCUUUCACAGCAACUCCACAGGCGGCCUCUGGCCCAGUCAGCUGCUCACCAACAACCCCAUGAAGAAACUCAAUCUUGGGGUUAAUGGGCAGAUUCUUGAAGGGUUAUUUAUUAAAGUGAGAAUUGUCUGUGUACAAACUUGAGGUCCAAGUAGCCAAAUUGGAAACAUACCUUACAUGGAGAAUUUAAUGUCCAACUAAUUUGGCUGUAAAUUUGUAAUUCACUUCAAAUUCCCGACGGUUAGAACCUUGGUGAAUAACUCUGUUAGAUUAGCCAGGCAAAGAGUUGGGGUGGCUGAAUAAAUAAUCCACAUUUGUGUGACUUUCCAUAUAUAUUUCCUGGUAAGAGCAUGAUUCACUUCUAAGUGAAUUAAAAACAAACUUUCAUAUAUUUUAAUUAUAUUGUCCUAUAGAUUUGUAUCACAAACGUAAUUGAAUUCUGAUAUAUCUGCUAGAUAGACCUUUCGUUUUUUUGAUAGCAGUUGUAUAAUGGAAGCUUUUUCUUGAGCGGGCUUUAUUUACUGCUUCAGUAGCAAUUUAGACACGUUGCAUCAUACGUAUACCUUCUAUAUGAUAACUUUUCUAUAUCAAUAUCUCAGGUGGCUUCUUCAAGAAAAGGAUGUCUAUCCAGGAGGAAACAUUGGAUAUGUCUAUCUGGGACACGUGUGGACAAGAGAGAUAUCAAAGUGUGCUUCACCUAUAUUUCAAAAGAGCCAGUGCAGCCCUAGUGUUGUAUGACAUCACUCGGACGGUUAGCAUUUUUGAUAAUUCUACAUACAGUGGAAUGGUGAUCUGUUGA
Messenger RNA from Pelobates cultripes (western spadefoot toad), 9662 nucleotides. NCBI's taxonomy places the organism in Eukaryota, Metazoa, Chordata, Amphibia, Anura, Pelobatidae. The record is from the annotation of a GenBank genome assembly.